UGAUGAAAAGAUAAAUGUUGACAGCUUCCUUUGCUACAGAGAAAUGUAUGCACUUGAAAAUCUAGAGCAACUCCAGGACAGGGAGGAAUCCAGAGACAGGGUCACAUUUAAAAAUGAGGCUGUGAAGACUGUCAGGAAAAUCUUACAGCUUAAACAGCAGAAAGACAGGCUGCUACAACAGGAAAAUGAACUUGAUACACAGAUAGAAGAAGCUGAGUUAAGAAAGCAUCAGUGUCAGAAAAGAAGAAACAGUAAAAAGUAUCAGGAGGCAUUGUCCAAACAAAACAGUCUUCAGCAACUGCUGGACUGCUACAGACUAACAGGUGUAUCCUUGCAUUCUCAGGAGAAGAAAUCCUUUGUCCUGUGUUUUGAUAAUAAUCUCAGAUCCAAAUUUUACGAAUCUUACUAUGUAGAAUUACUGAAGCGUGAUAACGAUACUUUAGAACUAAAACACCACAGUUUACCAAAGUUUCUGCCGGUGACCAGUUUGGCUGAAAAGUAUCUGAAGGAUGACCUUCCAAAAUUUGUAACAAAGGUCAGCGAUUAUCUGUAUGCUUACGUCACAAGACGAGAGGAAGUUGUUCAUGUACAGGGUUGGAUCCAAGAAAAGAACAAACUACAGGUGACAAUGACUGAUGCUGUGGACUUUGUACAGUUAUCCUUAGGAGAACUAACGUCUCAUUUGUCCAUCAAGGUGACCUUGACCUAUCAGGAUCUACUUGAUGUCAGGCCAACACGAGUAACCUUCCAUACCUUCAUAGAUGAUGGGAUGGAUUUGCCAGAAUGUCUUAAGCUAGAAGGUCUUGAAGUGGAAGCAGCACUUAAAAAUGUUCCCUCUUUCGCAGGCCAUGAAACCCAUCAUUGAGGCAUUCAAGUUUGUUGAGCUUGAUAAUGAGGAGAGGGAGGAAGAAAACAGCUCCUGAUAAUGAAAUCAGAAAUCAGUCAGUGUUUUGGUUAAACUGACACUUGUGAAGUAACAAACAAUAGUCAGAAUUCAAAGUUUCAAGACUAUACAUCAUUAUAACAGAUAUUGUGAUAGUCAGAAUUCAGAGAUCAGUGAUGGAUGUUGUAAAUGUGCUAUAUCAAUAUUAGUUGAACUAUAUAAUGAUAAAGGAUAUGGCAAAUUAAUUCUGCUUGCCUUCUCAAAUACCACUUAAUCUUGUUUAUGGAUUGUUUUGCUGAUGGAACUGUUAGAAGAUGCUGUAAAACCAGUAUAAAAUAUUGUUUUGUAGUGCAAUACAAAAAUGAAAUGCAUUAAAAGUAAAAAAAAAAACAAACAAAAAAACAGAGUCAUUUGACAGAUAAAUAGAAAAUGAGUUAAUGAUGAAUUGUAUUAAUUGUUGUAUGAUAUGUCAAAAGAUUUUACUGUUGGUAAAUCAGUCAUAGAAAACAGACAUUAGUCAAACAAAAACAUAAUGAAGCAUGUC
Messenger RNA from Ylistrum balloti, 1427 nucleotides. Its product is annotated as centromere protein O-like. NCBI's taxonomy places the organism in Eukaryota, Metazoa, Mollusca, Bivalvia, Pectinida, Pectinidae. Gene Ontology annotation, cellular component: Mis6-Sim4 complex; kinetochore. The record is from RefSeq and is a predicted model, not a curated record.